CAAAUUUAUAAAUUGGAUAAUGUCGAACUAGUAAUAAAUAUUUUUGAUAAUUUUAGAUUAUGAUAAUUAAUUAAUGUUAUAAUGGACUCCUGUUUGGUAGACAUAACUAUAGAAUUUCUCGCAGUCGCUUUCCAUAGUAUUUUAUACUACACUUCAACAUACCCAGAAAGUAUUUUUGAAACAAAAAAGAAAUAUAACAUUGUCGUGUAUCGAUCAAUGCACCCUGAGCUUAACCAGUACAUUGAUUUGUGCUUAAAAAGUAUAGCAGAAUGUCUGAAAACUGGACAGUUAAAAAGAUUAGAGUUUGCAAUAACAGACAACACUUAUAAAUCUAUACUAAAAUUUAUUUUUGACUUCGACCACAUGGAUUUCUAUGAUGAAACUGCAGAUGCGUAUUUGAUUAAAACUGAGCAGAAUUUGCGCGCGUUUUGCCUUAAGUUAGCAACAUUAAGCAACAAAUUCACCAAUCUGCCUCAAGAUGGGAGCUUUACAAUUUAUAUUCAUACAAAUGAAUCAACAGCAGUCGCUAUGGCAUCUAAACCAGAUCUAGAAGAUUUUCCGUUAGUAGAAAUGGAUGACAAGUAUGAAGACUCUGAUAAAAUAUUACCAAUAAGAAGGUUUUCUGUUAGAAAUUGUUGUAUUGACACAUACAUUGAAUUUGCAAAAUAAGCAGCUACUUAUCUUAAGCUUUAAGGUAUAAUUUAUAGAAAUAAAUUAUUUUUAUACUAAAAAUUUCAGAUCAUUAUUAUUAGUCUAAUAACUGUUAAAUAAGCAAAUAUGGGAAAAAAUAAAUAACAUUUGUGAAUUGA
This is a messenger RNA of Vanessa tameamea, 809 nucleotides long. It is a transcript of the gene PolZ2, whose product is annotated as mitotic spindle assembly checkpoint protein MAD2B. The transcript has 2 exons. Bases 82 to 669 code for a protein of 195 amino acids. The record is from RefSeq and is a predicted model, not a curated record. Gene Ontology annotation, cellular component: zeta DNA polymerase complex. NCBI's taxonomy places the organism in Eukaryota, Metazoa, Arthropoda, Insecta, Lepidoptera, Nymphalidae.